CGCUUAGAGGGCGGGGCCGCACCUGCCGACGACUUUCCCCCACCAGCAGCCGGUCUCUGCCUCCGUCCCUCCCUCCCUCCCUGCGGGUCCCCGGCCACAUUCGGCUGGACUCUCGACUUCGAAGCCGCCGGGCCAUGGCGCUGUCUCGCGCGGAGCGUUACGCGGCCCGCCUGCUGCGCCUGGUGUCGCGCGCCCUGCUGGCGCUGCUGGGGCUGGUCUCGCGCGCCUCCUCCCUCGCCGCCGCCGCCCCCUCCCCUUCGCCGGCGAGCCCCGCCGCCUCCCCCCGGGCCUGGCGCAAAGCCCCCUGCGUCCCGCCGCCGGCCCACGAGCUGUUGCUCCUCUCAGGGGUCCAACUGGCGAGGCGAAUUCGCCGUAAGGAGGUGACAUGUGUAAGUGUCAUUGAAACUUACAUUGGGAGGAUUAAAGAAGUCAACCCACUGAUCAAUGCAGUUGUCAAGGACAGGUUCGAGGCAGCCCUGCAGGAGGCCCAUCAGGUUGACAAGUUGGUCUCUGAAGGCCACGAUGAUGAAGAGUCACUGCAGGAAAAGUUCCCCUUCCUCGGGGUCCCUGUCUCCAUCAAAGAGGCCUUUGCGCUGCAUGGACAGCCCAACACCUCUGGCAUGGUUAACCGCCGCAACAUACUCUCUACAACUGAUGCCCUGGUGGUGUCACGGCUAAAGCAAGCUGGCGCCAUCCCGCUGGGCGUGACCAACUGCAGCGAACUCUGCAUGUGGUUUGAGUCGAGCAACCGUGUCUAUGGCCGGACCAACAACCCGUAUGACUUGAGAUGCAUAGUGGGAGGCAGUUCAGGGGGAGAGGGCAGUAUCCUGGCAGCUGCUGGCUCUGUGAUUGGUGUAGGCUCAGAUAUUGGAGGCAGCAUCCGUAUGCCUGCCUUCUUCAAUGGCAUCUUUGGACACAAGCCCACCACAGGUGUUGUUCCCAAUGAUGGGCAGUUCCCUGAGGCUGUAGGUAUACGGAAGACUUUCCUGGGCACGGGCCCCAUGUGUCGUUACGCAGAAGACCUGGAGCCCAUGUUGAGGGUCAUGGCUGGACCGAGCAUUGCACAAUUGAAGCUGGAUAAAAAGGUAUCUCCGGAGAACAUAAAGUUCUACUUUAUGGAGCAUGAUGGAGGUUCUCUUUUUGUCUCUCCAGUGGACAAAGAAAUUCUUCAAGCUCAGCGGAAGGUGGUAGAAAACCUGGAGGCUAAGCUGGGAGUUGAAGUUCAACGUGUGGCUAUUCACAAAAUGAAGUACUCCUUCCAGAUCUGGUCCACCAUGAUGUCUGCCAAGUCCAGCGAUGGACAGAAAAUUCAUAACUUUGCGGACCUGCUCGGAGACCCUGGGAAGCCAGUGUGGCCAUCGUGGGAGCUUGUGAAAUGGAUGGUGGGGAGGUCUCCACACACCCUUCCAGCCGUUGUAUUAGCCAUAAUGGAGAAGUUUAUGAACAACAGCUCUGAGUCGAAUGCUAAGCUAGAAGGGAUAGCACACAGUCUACGGACAGAGCUGGUGGAUUUGCUAAAGGAUGACGGUGUCCUCUUGUACCCUUCACAUCCUGUAAUAGCUCCUAGACACCAUGUUCCUCUAGGAAUGCCCUUCAAUUUUGCCUAUACAGCCAUCUUCAACAUACUUGGCUUACCGGUGACCCAGUGCCCACUGGGCUUGAGCAAAGAUGGCCUGCCCCUUGGCAUUCAAGUGGUGGCUGGCCUUCACAAUGACCACUUGACCCUGGCUGUAGCACGGCACUUGGAGAAGGAGUUUGGGGGCUGGGUUUGUCCUGGCAAAUGCUAACUGUGCUAGCGUGGGACCCAGAGAUAACCGGAACACAAAGACCAUCCCACCUGUGACCCAUCUAGCAAAAGGCAACUGUGUCUGAAAUGGGAAGAACCUGAUGGGGGCGCCAGACAACCAUUUUAGUUGCUUCCUCUGAUAUGGUGGAGGACAAGCUCUACAUUUAGUUUUUCUCCCUUGCUCGUUGCAACUGAUGUGAAACAAUAAGGGGAAAGGAUAUGCUGUGGUGGGCUGUUCGGAUCCCUGGCUGGAGAGAGUCACGUUAUGGGAGAGGACGGCUUUGUCUGUUUGUUUUGUCUUGGCUAAGGCGGCAAUAGAGCUGGGCUUCAAUCCUUCUACUUCUGCUUUUUCUUUUACUGCUUUAAGGACAAAACCUGACCCAGGAGCCUCAGAGGGCUGCUCUGAAGUCUCGCUCCCCGUCUUUUUGUUGGAGUUUUGGGGGGCGCCAACUCUUUGUAUCCGAAUGGAACGUUAACGGUGAUAAAGGAACCGUUCCUGGGAGCCUCAUUCCUUCAUGGCCUCAGCUUGGCUUGAAUGUUUCCGUUCCGCAGCUCUGGCUGCCUGCUUGACUGUAGGAUUUUGCAAAACUCAGAGCUGGGGUAGGCAGACGUGCAAGGCGACGGCUGACUCUUGUAAUGCAUAUGUUGAUAAAUUAGGGAAAACCUU
Molecule: messenger RNA, 2453 nt
Organism: Eublepharis macularius
Lineage: Eukaryota; Metazoa; Chordata; Lepidosauria; Squamata; Eublepharidae
Gene: FAAH2
Product: fatty acid amide hydrolase 2
Exons: 11
Coding region: 135-1787 (550 amino acids)
Source: RefSeq, a predicted model, not a curated record